Messenger RNA from Talaromyces marneffei, 1914 nucleotides. RefSeq lists its product as uncharacterized. Lineage: Eukaryota; Fungi; Ascomycota; Eurotiomycetes; Eurotiales; Trichocomaceae. The record is from RefSeq and is a predicted model, not a curated record. Bases 1 to 1914 code for a protein of 637 amino acids. The transcript has a single exon.
AUGCUAGUCAGCACAGCACCGCACAAGUCGCCCGUCAUGGGGAGCGCGCCUCUUCAGUUGCUCAAACGGAAGCGAAGCGAUAGUCACGAGAUAUUUACCGUUAUUGACGAGCCUCUGGCGAAACGUUUACAAUCGUCUAAUCAACCUCUCACCGAACUUAAUGGGAGCAAUAAUGCGAACCUGCCAACUCCACCAAGUCAGGAUGAAGCCAACCUAGACUCAACACAAUCCGCUCCUACAAAGACAAACGUCGCAUCAAAGUCUACUACGACGCACAGUGCUAUCCACGAGCAAGAGAAUCCGUCCAAACGUGCCAGUCUCCCUCCGAAACCCGCGAAUAUAGAUAUAAAUGUCUUGCGUCAGUCGUUGGAUGCUCAGCUAAGUUUGGAGGUUCUUUUGAAGCAUAACGAGCUUCGUCUCAUCGACCAGGAGAUUGCAAAGUGCCAGGUGGCGUUGGAACAACUUCGUCGAUGUGCAGAAAUGCCCUAUCCAGGAUCGAGUGUUGACGGCAUUUCGCAAUCUGUUAGUGAUGGCUCAGGGUUUGCGGUACCUUACUCAGGAACGGGUCCGCCACCCGCCUCUCCUGCGCCUUGGGGUGUGGCGGAUGGUCCUUAUUCUCGACAUUAUGCGAAGUGGUUGUUGCCUGAUCCUCGAUUCGAUGGCGGCGAAUCGCCCGACUUGCCGCCUCCCAACGCCGCAUCUUCGGAAUCACGCUAUACUCGUGGAACAUUCACCGAGAAUGGUUAUGUGGCAGGAAAAUCGCGGGCUCAGCGUGGCAGUAUAAGCACCAGGCUGCAGUCACUACCAAAUGGAUAUCCUGUAGUUAAGGAGAAAGCCGGUCCGAUGGUCAUUAAGCGCAAGAGCGAUAACAAACAGGUCAAACUGGUUUGCCUUGAUUGCCGACGUUUCGAUUUCUCCAGCACUCAAGGGUUCAUCAACCACUGUCGUAUAGCACACAGCCGUACUUUUGCCAGUCACGAUGCCGCAGCCGAGGCGUGUGGAGAGCCGGUAGAUGUCGAUGAGGCCGGAGCUGUUAUCGGUGGUACUGCACCAAGUGAACCACCGAUCAUUGCCAAUCCUGGGUCUGUGCAUCCUCUGAUCCGAACGGCGCAUGCCAUCGAGAAGACCCUCCCGUUGUGCAACGAGAUGCCUUCAAAGGCAGCAAAACCAAAGAAGAAGGGUCACGCGACUCCCUCGUCGCCUUUCAAAGCCUCACCUGCCACACCUCAUCUUUCUUCUAUGUUAGCCGGCCUUGGCUCGAAGCUAAACCUAGAUCAAAUUGUUGGCGAUGCUAAGACGACAGUUGAUCUGAGCGAGUUCAUGUCGGAAGGCGAGUCCGAGGACGAGGAGACUUCUGAACCACAAGUUGGUACAGGGGCAAGGUUACCUGCCCGCACAACCAUGCCACAGGCUGCCAGUCAACGACCAACUAGUAGCAAGCGACAUGAGGUGUCUUUGUCUCAGGGCUUAGAAAUCUCCACGCCUACCAAAAUGUCCGCGCAGUAUCAGACUUUCUUGCCAGGUGUGCUACCAUUAGAAGAGUCAGGUGCUACAGAUUUGAUUCACAUGGAUGACAACCUCAGUCCCGUCACGGUAGAAUCACAUCAGGCGCCUAGUCUGGUCAGCGACAAUGAGGACGAUGAAUUUGAAGCAGCUUCAGAUUCGGACAGCUUCAGCUCCAGAUCCUCAGACGAUGGCCACGAUGACGAGGAUGAUGACGAUGACAUUGAGGUUGAGGACGACGAAGCUUCAACGACGUCUACGAAGACCCCGCAUGAAGUGACUAGCUUCAGGCGGAGUCAAGGUAAGAAGCGCGACCGUGUUCUUCCACCUGCAAUUGUCUCGUUGAAUCCCGGCGGUAAACGUCAGAAUUCAAAGUCCAAGAAAGCCAGCAACCAGAAGAAGGGCGAUUAA